This is a messenger RNA of Tachyglossus aculeatus (Australian echidna), 2271 nucleotides long. It is a transcript of the gene THEM6, whose product is annotated as thioesterase superfamily member 6. The record is from RefSeq and is a predicted model, not a curated record. NCBI's taxonomy places the organism in Eukaryota, Metazoa, Chordata, Mammalia, Monotremata, Tachyglossidae. The transcript has 2 exons. The coding region runs from base 105 to 728 and encodes 207 amino acids.
GCCGAUCGAGCGGUCGGUCGAUCGCGUUUCGCGAGCGCUUGCCGUGCGCGGGGCGGCGGGCCAGGCGGUCGGGGAGGCCCCGGUGGGCAGCGAGCGGGCGGAGGAUGCCGUGGGUGCUGGUGGCCCUGGGCGUGUGCGCCGCCUACUUCGCGCUGCUGGACGGGUGGUACCUGGCGCGCGUGGCGUGGGCCGUGGUGCGGGCCCGGCUGCUGCAGCCGGCGGUGCGGGACCCGCUGCAGGAGCAGCGGUUCUGCGGCCGGGUGCUGCCGUCCGACCUGGACCCGCUGCUGCACAUGAACAACGCGCGCUACGCGCGGGAGGCGGACGUGGCCCGCGCGUCGCACCUGGCGCGGUGCGGGGUGCUGGGGGCGCUGCGGGCGCUGGGGGCCCGGGCCGUGCUGGCCGCCUCCUGCGCGCGCUACCGCCGCUCGCUGCGCCUGCUGGAGCCCUUCGAGGUGCGCACCCGCCUGCUGGGCUGGGACCGCCGCGCCUUCUACCUGGAGGCCCGCUUCGUCAGCGCCCGCGACGGCUUCGUCUGCGCCCUCCUGCUCUGCCGCCACCACGUCCUGGGCAGCACCCCGCAACGGGUGCUCAGCUACCUGGCCGACGGGAAGCAGGUGGAGUCCCCGGAGCUGCCCGAGGACCUGCAGCACUGGAUCAAGUACAACGAUGCCAACAGCCAGAAGCUGAGAGCCGAGAGCGGCCUGGAGCGAACCAAAGAUCAGUAACUCCCUCCUCUCCCUCCUCCUCCCGCACCCCAUGGCCCCCUCGCACGGCAGCGCUGGAGCCGCAACCUUCUUGGCAGUUCUUCCCUGUCCAGGUAGUCCCUGGGUACUUGCUCAAAACCCUUGGCCCUCCUCCUCCUCCUCCUCCACCUCCUGCUCCUCCUCCUCCUCCUCCUCCUCCUCCUCCUCCUCCUCCUCGGCCCCUGUUCUCACCAAUGCCCCAGGCUAGACCAGUAGAAUGGGGAGGGGAGCUGGAGGAGAAAGGACCAAAGAGACGGGUCCCCCAGACUGGCAGCAAGCAGUUUUGGGCCCCCGCCAGGUCUGCCCUGCCCAGCCUGUUCUUCCCUGGUGUUGCUUCUGCUUGGGAAGAAGUGGGGCACUCUGGGACCAGGUCUGCACCCCGAGGGGGCCAUCCGGCCACCGCCAAGGAACCUGGCCGCCUGUUUCUACAAAGAUGGGGUUUUAAGUCUCUAAUGGCAUUGGUUGUUUGGGGGUUUUUUUCCAUAAGGUUCACAGAUGUCAGGAAGAAUAGUAGAGGGUGUGGGCUGCGUUUCCAAGCUGUCCUCCACAGGGGCCAGGGUAAAACAUAGCACCCCCCGACUGAGGUGCUUGGAGGGAGCUGGUGCUCCCAGCUGCCCUCUCCGCCCCAGCCUCUGAGGGGACCAGUUAAAGGGCAGGUGUUGAGGGUGGGCACCAGACUGGGCCUCUGUAGUUUCCCGACCAGAGGAGAGCGUGGUGUCUAUUCUGAUCUUGCUCUUUAUCUUGUCUCCACACCCUUCCCCCUAUCUGUGGCCCACCACAACCACUUCCCUCUGGCCGUUCUCUCUUCUCCAUCACGCCCUCCCUCGUCAGAGCCUCCUGCAGGAGAGGGGAGUUUUGCCACUUGCUCCUUCCUCAGCCACACCGACAAACCAGACCUAGCAGAACCCGGCCCUGAGCUUUUGCUCGGGGAGAAGGCGUGGGCAGGGGCUAUUCGGGCAAAACUCCCCUAGCCCUUUGGCACAGAGUCUGUAGUGGGAGGAGCCCUCAGGCUCACUCUACUCGGCUUGAGCCUAGAUGAGCCUGAAGGCCCUCAUCCUCCUGGACAUGAUCCCUGAAGGGGAUCUGAUUCCAAGCUACUUGGUUUGGGGAGGCUUUGUGAUUGUGAGUUGCCCGGCUGCGGGGGAGGCGUGGCGCUAAGCAUCCCAUUCCCCCUCCUGCUCCCUAACGACCCCCAGUCCCUGGAGACCCAGGCUGCUGCUAAUCAGCUACAUCUUUCAGUUCCUUGUAAAGUUCUGGCGCUGCCCCCCUCUUGUGCUUUAUCCCCCGCCAAAUGUCCUUGCUCUUCAGAAAUAAAGGGAGAAGUGUCCUAUGUGGGGCCCUGAGUUGGGGUGGAGAAAGGGCUCUGGGCUGAGACCUCCAGGUUGGGGUGAAGGAGAACAAAGGCAGGGCUAGGGGAGCAGAGGCAUAGAGAGUCCCCCACUGCCUGGCCUCUGGCCUGGCCGGAGAGAGAGGGUGGUGUCCGGCUGUGGCACAAGCCUGGGAGAGAGCGGGGACAGGUUCUGGG